Messenger RNA from Dovyalis caffra, 525 nucleotides. Lineage: Eukaryota; Viridiplantae; Streptophyta; Magnoliopsida; Malpighiales; Salicaceae. The record is from the annotation of a GenBank genome assembly.
AUGGCACUCUCUCUGUCACUGAAACUCCAGCCAACACAGCGUCCAUCAAAGCAUAAAUUGCAAUUCAAACCUCCACCUCUCAGUAUUAGCAUCUCCCAAUCCCACCCCAAAAUACUCACCAUCCCCAACUCAAAAUCAAAAGAACGCCGAAGUUGUUUUGUAACCAAGGCAGUUGAAAAGGAGAGGAUGGGAUCGGAGGCAGUGGAGAAAUCGGAAAAAGAGUCAGAGUCAGAGUCGUCGGUGAGUGAGCAAUCAGUUGAGUCGGUGAGUGGAGAAUUGGGAGAGGAGAUAAAGAAGGCGAUGAUGGAGAGGAAGAGCAAGGAGGAAGGGAAUUUGUGGAGUGGAGUGGCAAAGGAGAUUCAAGAGAUAGAGUGGCCUGCUUUUGGUAAGGUUUUGGGAACUACAGGUGUCGUCAUUGGAGUUAUUGUUGGGUCUAGUGUCGUUUUGCUUACCGUUAAUGCCGUUUUGGCUGAGUUGUCCGAUCGGGUUUUUGCUGGUAGAGGCGUUCAAGAUUUCUUGAGCUAA